AUGACGCGGGAGGAAGUCCGCAUCGUCACCCCUUCAGUUCUUCGCGUCCAGCACUUUGGCUAUAUUUUCAAAAAUGGAGUAAAGUGCAUUGUGGUGCAGGACCCCAAUGCACGCGUGCCAGCCGCAGCGAUGAACAUACGCGCCGGUCAGCUCAACGACCCGGAGGUGCUCCCCGGACUGGCGCAUUUCUGUGAGCACAUGCUGUUCAUGGGGACGGAGAAGUACCCAAGUGAAGGUGAAUACAGCGACUACAUCACAAAGAACGGUGGCUACUGCAACGCUUGGACAGCAGAUCGUGGCACAACGUACUACUUUACCGUGGCACAGGAUGCACUCCAAGGAGCACUGGAGCGGUUUGUUGAGUUUUUCAUCGCCCCAAGUUUCGAUGCGAGCUCCAUAUCCCGUGAGGUGAAGGCGGUUCAUAGUGAAGAUGAGAAAAACCAUAGUGUGGAUUUCUGGCGUCAGGACGAGUUACUCCGCUCUCUUUGUGAUCCGCGGCACCCAAGAAGCCGCUAUGGCAAUGGCAAUAUGACAACACUUUGGGAUGAACCACUGCAAAAACAGGUUGACAUCCGUGAGCAGCUGCUGAAGUUCUUUGAAGCGCAUUACGUUUCGGGAGCUGCAUGCAUAGCGGUAUACAGCGCGUUUCCUCCCGAAUGGGUGCUAAGCAUUAUUGAGGAGCCUCUUUCAAAAAUGCGUGUGGGGGAGCCAUCACCGUUUCGUUUCAUGCAGCCCAGUGACCCGCUUUUGCGCUCGACAGCCUCGGGAGGAUUGUGGUUGAAUGUUCGAACGGUGAGGAAGACGCGAAGCAUUGCCAUGAUUUGGCCCGUGAAAUCACAUUCAUCUCUGUGGCGGUCGAGUCCCUCGGGCUAUGUCUCUUAUAUCUUGGGUCAUGAGUGUGACUCCUCCGUGUUUGGUAUCCUGCGGCAGCAGGGGCUCGCAGUUGCAAUGAGUGUUGGUCCUCGAAGAAUUGAUGACGACAAUGAGCUCUUUUGCGUUGAUAUAUCACUUACACUUGACGGCGUACGGUGCAUUCCGGACGUCAUCGACAUGGUUUAUCAGGGCAUUGGACAGACCGCCCACGUAGACACUUCAGUGUAUGAGCAUAUGAAAUCAGAGGAGUUGCUUUCAUUUGAAUCGUGUGAUAUUAGUGGGUAUGCGGAUCACUGCGUUGAGUUGGCCUAUUCGGCUAACGAGACCGACCUGCCAAACUGUUGGGUUUCUGGAAAUAGAGUACUGGAGGAUGAUAUUCAUGCAACCGAGGAAUACGUCGCCCAACUAACACCCGAGAAAUGUGUUAUAACGUUCAUGUGGGGAGAUAUGCCUUGCAGUACGGACGACGACACACCACGUGAGGAGGGCCCGGAGUCAGCUAUAGAGGAGGAGGAGGAAGAUGCCGAGGAAUCCGAGGAGGAGCAAUGUGCCUCAAGUGUGUUUCACACUCUGCCCAAUUUCGCGCAGAUACCAUGCAACUGCGCAACGCGCUUCCACAAAACAAAGUUUUCCCUUUGUCGAGUCCCUGAUGACCUUCUUCGGCGUUGGGCGGCUAGCCUUCACAAACCGACCCAAGCUGGUUUGUCGCUUCCACCCCCCAACCCAUUCCUCGCUACGGACUUCACGCUUUAUAAUGAGGGGAGCUCUGACGGUCAUUGUGAGCCGGCGGUUGAAACGUUCAAUACUAUGUACGGUGUCACACUCAUGCGGAAAAAUGUAUGGCACUACCAAACUUUCAAGUCGUCGAUCCAUUGGUGCGCGUUGUCACCGUGUGUGUAUGCCACGCCAAAGAACCGUUUCUACGCGCGUGUCAUGCGGAGCAUAUUGAAGGAUGCCCUCGCUGAAGUCAGUUAUUUUGGUGUACUUGCCUCUCUGGAAAACAGUGUUGAAUUGAGCACUGGGGGGAUUUCACUUAGCGUCACGGGACCUCAGCAGAGAAUAGUGGAUUUUUUUUUCUCACUGUUCGAGAAGUUCUUUAGCCCAAAUGUCCUCCGUGGCACGGCUGAAAAGUACAAUACUUACUCGGAGGUAGCACUGCGACACCUGGUCGGCAGCGCUGCUAAACAGCCGUACGAGCUGGUGAAUGACGCGUUCGUGAAGGUGGGGAAGGUGGUUAUGUAUACCUUUGAUGAAAUACUCAAUGCAGCCUCAUCGAUCUCCUACAAGGAAUACCUAUCCUUCGUUGAUGAGUAUCUCAGAAGCGGAAUAUACUUUGAGUGCUUCAUAGCAGGCAACAUACCUUCCGCUUCCUACAUGCGUGAAUGUUUGCUGGAUACGAUGGAAAAGAAACUAUCUUGCAUGAACGUGCCUCCUGCCCCUAAGGAGUCUAUUCCCCGAUUUCGUGAUGCGUAUGCCUUCAGCCGCGACUCCUCCAAACUUGGCACUCCGGUCGUCAGCGUCAUGAGUUAUCCCCCUUUCAACCCGGAAAACCCCAACGUGGCAGUGCUGCUUGACAUUUAUGUUGGUGAGGAAACUGCCAUGGUGCGGGCGCUUUGUGACUGCAUGAAUAAGUUACUCUCAUCCAGUUUUUUCAAUGAACUUCGAACAAAGGAAGCACUUGGCUACAUUGUUUUCUCAAGGUCCCUUCGCUUGCAAGGCACUGCUCACUUGCAAUUCGGUGUGCAGAGUGCUGUUGAGGGUGUUGAUGGACUGUAUCUCUUUUCCCGCAUCAUCGCAUUCUUAGCUGCUGUCGAGGAAAAGCUUGUCGCGGUAUGCAGCGAGACUGAUGUGCAGACUGUUGUGAGUGGUCUUAUCGAAGCGAGGAAGAAACUACCGGAUUCAGCCGAUCACGACUGCGAUGACUUAAGCGGACGCUAUCUGAACCCCUUGGGUAUUCAGGGGAAGGAGGCAGUAGUAGCUGCACUCGAACAGGUGAGUCCCCAAAUGGUAAGGGAGUUCUUUCAGACAUAUGUUGCGAACUCCAACCCUCACAGAAAGGCAGUGUUGACUAUUGUCAACAGUUCUGCAUCCGCAGCAACGGAUGCGUUUAAUACAGACCAGGAGGAGGUGGCGUUGCCGUCACGGCGACCGUGUGAAGGAGCGCAGCCCAUCGAUGGAGACGAUGUAGCUGCCGCCAACCGGGGCUGCGUGUUGAAUCUUCCCGAUUUCACAGCGGUACCGAUGCGCAUCGCCAUUAAGAGGUACGGUUCGCCCCAAGAGUUUCAGGCAAACCUCCCUGUCAUUCGUUGCAGGACCUUCUAG
Trypanosoma brucei brucei TREU927 is the source of this 3195-nucleotide messenger RNA. RefSeq names its product peptidase, putative. The transcript has a single exon. Gene Ontology annotation, biological process: peptide catabolic process. Gene Ontology annotation, cellular component: mitochondrion; cytosol. The record is from RefSeq and is a predicted model, not a curated record. Bases 1 to 3195 code for a protein of 1064 amino acids. Lineage: Eukaryota; Euglenozoa; Kinetoplastea; Trypanosomatida; Trypanosomatidae. Gene Ontology annotation, molecular function: metal ion binding; metalloendopeptidase activity.